Messenger RNA from Trichoderma gamsii, 687 nucleotides. RefSeq lists its product as hypothetical. The transcript is spliced from 3 exons. The record is from RefSeq and is a predicted model, not a curated record. The coding region runs from base 1 to 687 and encodes 228 amino acids. NCBI's taxonomy places the organism in Eukaryota, Fungi, Ascomycota, Sordariomycetes, Hypocreales, Hypocreaceae. Gene Ontology annotation, molecular function: catalytic activity.
AUGAGCGAAACAAUUAAAGUCGGUGCCGUACAGGCAGAGCCCGCCUGGCUCGACUUUCCAGAAUCCGUCAAGAAAGUUACAUCUCUGGUUGAGAAGGCCGGGAAAGAUGGAGUCAAUGUCUUGGGAUUCCCAGAGCUCUUUGUGCCUGGAUAUCCAUGGAGCAUCUGGACUGAGCCAUAUCUCGACAAUGUGGGCAUGUUCCACGAGUAUAUGGCCAACUCUCUUGUGAAAGAGUCGCCCGAGAUGGACCAGAUCCGCGAAGCUGUUAAAAAGGCAGGCAUCUUCAUCGUCUUGGGCUAUUCCGAGAGAGAUGGCGAUAGUUUUCCAACUGGUGCGGAACGCGCAAUCUGGGGAGAGGGACACGGAGAAGAGACUCUUAUCAACGUUGCGGACAGUCCUUUUGGCAGGAUUGGCGCUCUCAACUGCUGGGAACAUUUCCAACCUUUGCUGCGUUAUCACGAGUACAGCCAAGGCGUCGAUAUUCACAUCGCAGGUUGGCCCCCAUUCUUUGCUAGGCCGGAAAACAUACCCAUUCUUUACACCACAACGGGCGAGGGAGAUCGCCUUGCCUGUCAGUUCCUGGCGAUGGAAGGGGCCUGCUUUGUCGUUGUCAGCACCCAAGUGAUGAGCGAAAAAGGCAGGGAAAAGUUGAAGCUGGCUGGAAGCCCGCAUGUGCAGACCCCAUGA